This is a messenger RNA of Drosophila erecta, 1326 nucleotides long. RefSeq lists its product as uncharacterized. The coding region runs from base 136 to 1224 and encodes 362 amino acids. The transcript has a single exon. The record is from RefSeq and is a predicted model, not a curated record. NCBI's taxonomy places the organism in Eukaryota, Metazoa, Arthropoda, Insecta, Diptera, Drosophilidae.
AUCACAUGUGAAUGUACAUAGUUCACUAGCAACCCAGGUCAGUCAAUUUAAAACGUUAGCCUACAGUUUUUAUAUAACAGGCACGGAAAUCUCUAGCAAAAGAGUUGAUAUUUUUAUAUUGAGGAGAUAUUCUUAAUGUUCGGCUCCGCAUCCUUUAAUGCACUCUGCGGUGUGGGAGUGCCACGCCCGAACUUCCAGCGGUUAAUUGAAUAUGUCGAUCCCGAACCGGAGGACAUGGAUGAGGAGAAUGCGAUGAUUCCAGUGUGGCGCCGGCAAGAGCUGAGUUCCGCCUCCUCGCUCAGUGAGAUGCGCAUACGCUGUCCAGAGGCCUUUGUGCGGGCCACCGUCGUGGGGGUAAAUCCGGAAACCGGACAACCAGUCGUCCAGAGUAUCACUUAUCACCGCACACUGGGGGCAGGGCUCCUGGCGCCUCACCCAUCGGUUAGGCGGCGUCCCAAGCUCACGGACAUUCCCCAGGAACGCCUAAGUUGGGACUACCAAGCGCCAGACGAGAAACCAAUCCCGGCUAAGCUGGAGGUCAUCUGGCAAAGUCCUAGCCUCACCGGCUGCCGUGAUCCCCGCAGGGUGCGUGGUCAGAUGGACUUCGCUAAGCAGAAGGCAAAGGAAGGAAAGCUUCUGGAUAGUGUUCCGGUGCGCAAGAAGGCGAAGAAGGUGCGGUCAAAGAAGGAGACAAGGAAGCUGACCCAUGACAAGGCAACCUCCAUGGCCGGCUUCUCCAGCCCAAAAACCGCAAGUAGAUCCGUCCGAGCCGGUACUCGCUCUCCUAAAAGGAAAUCGAUCGGGAACAUCGACACUGCAUGCGUGCUCGACCUUGAGCUCAGACGUGUGCUGGCCAAGUACAGGGUAUCUGCUAGCCAACUGUCCAAAAGACUGCAUCGCCUUGUGCUGGAGGAGCUACCCGAGACCCAGGUGGAGGGCGGCAGGACCAAGAUCCCGAACUCCAAGAAGGCCAGGGAACACAAGUGUGUCCGCGGUGCAACAAUCACUUGGAGCACGGUCAGAACGUCCCAGCCAAAAGCGCUGGAUGGUCGUGUGGCCAAGAAUACGGAAGCAGUGCAUUCCUGCGACUCCUCCGAAACCUACCACAGCUCCAGUCUGGCCACCGAUUCCCAGGAAAACAACGAGCUGGCCACGGCCGCAGGUCUAACGGCGGCCUUCGUUCGGCGACAUAAGCUGUUCCAGCUCCUGGCCAGUAAGCGAUAGCCAUGGAUUCGAUGUGCAGGGAGGGCGGCCAUCAGUUGACCCCUGCUCCCAGUUCUGUAAAUUUUGUAGUGAAUAAAGUAUGUACUUAUGUAUGUUUGUAAA